Messenger RNA from Trichoderma asperellum CBS 433.97, 4034 nucleotides. RefSeq lists its product as uncharacterized. Lineage: Eukaryota; Fungi; Ascomycota; Sordariomycetes; Hypocreales; Hypocreaceae. The record is from RefSeq and is a predicted model, not a curated record.
AGCUCGUGAAACUCGGACCGGGGGCCUUUUCUGACGGCCUUUUCCUCUAAUACCACAUCGCGUCUCUUUGCAGUGAGGCCUCUGUCUGUCUUUCGCUUUUCUCUCCUGUUGGUAUUGUUUAAUCCUCUUUUGGCACAAGCCAUACCUCGAUUUUUUUUUCUCUUAGCAUUGCCUGGUAAAAGGGUAUUUGCACCAGGACGAAGCGGCGCACCACCUCACACUCUCUAUAUCGCUGCCUUGUCCGACGAAAUUACAAGAACCACCCCGCGCAUACUUAGUUCUUGGAUCUAAUCCUACCUUGUCUAUACAUACACUCAUCGAACUGGCGGUGGCCUAGAGGGAUUGGCCUCCAUUGCCCCAGCUGCUGCAGACGACGCCUGCUGGUUUCGUAUUUUGUUAUAAAGAGGCUACUGGCCGUCCCGCCGGAACUGGCAGCAACAUCUACCUACGGUCGCAACUACAACUCUCACCAUGGCCGAAACCAGCGAGGCAGACGCCGCGCGUCGCUCUUCUGUUGACCUGACGGACCCCGUGGACAACUUUGAAGACUCCGACUGCGCAUUCUCAGACGACGACGUAGGCCUGGGCAUAGAUAUGGAUUUUGCUCUUGGCAUGCCAUCCGUGGAAGAAGACAUGCAGGAUAACGAAAGACGCAUCUUUACGCCUCCCCCACGAAUCGCCGCUCGCUUCUACCGACCCUCGCAAACACGCCGCAGGGAUUCAGCUGCCUCAUCGCGCCGCAACUCCAUGUCUUCCGCCCACUCCCGCUGCUCAUCCAUCCAGCCCACCAGCCGCCGCAACAGCGACCAGAGCAAAUAUAAUGCACAGCAUGUACGACGCACAAACUUCCUAGAGGACCGCCGGGCCCGGCUAGCUGAUAGGGCUGCUCAUGCUGAAAAGGUUCGAUUGAGGGCUGCUUUGGCCAAGGCGGCUCCUCGUGGACAAACCGCCUCGGAGGAACGUGCGUUGGCGGCGCAACAGGCACGACAGCGCAACUUGGCUGAAAUCGUGGCCAACUGCGCCGAAGAGGUCAAAAAGGCCAAGCUGGUUGCCGAGUCAACAAAGGAGCGCCGCGAGCAAGAAAUUGCAAAGAUGAAGGCGCAGAUGGAGGAGCGCAUGGCUGAAGCGCAGAAACGGCGAGAGGAGCUUCUAAACAAAUCCGCAGUGAAGCGCGCCAGGGGCCAGAGCGUCGUUGCUAAGAAGUCUUCUGCCGAGGCACUGCCCCUUGCAAAGGAUGUGGCUCUACGUCCGGCGUUGAGUGACGACGAGGCAGCCACCAAGAUCCAGACCUGGUGGCGCGGAUGUGCGAGAAAGAAGACUAUCCAACAGUUUUACGCCCUUGGCCUCAGUGUUGACGGGAUACGAGAUACAUCCUUUGACGCUGUUGUCAAUCUACUCGCUCAGCCACACGUCGUGCUCAUUACAUCACAGCUUCUGAGGAUUUGUGGCCUCCAGGAGGGCGAACCAGGCUCUGUCGAGGAGAUGGCUGCGGUUCGCACCUUUUUGAGCGCAUUUCUCAUUCUUGGGCAUCCUAACCAGGUGCUAAAUAACGUUGAUGAAGGGGCCGAAGCUAAAGAUGAGGAAGCGCUAUUUGCCGGCCAUCGACUGCCCGCGACAGACUUGAAUAACCCUCAGCUGCAGGACUUGGUCGAUAAGGCAAAGGAUGUCUUGAUCUCCUUUGAAAAUAUUCUGGCUUGGCUGACGCCAGCUAACCGGUACACCAUGCCCCCUUCACUGCAGACGACCUUUCCACAGGCAUACUCGGCGUUUUACAAUGCGUUUAUAGCUUGGAAGUCCAGAGACUCGGACGCCCUUAUUGAAGUAAUGUUGAUGCAGAUUGUGGAAUUGGAUGCCAUCUUCCAUACUGUCAAGGAGACUACGGACGAAGCGGCCGCGGCGCUCUAUCAACAGAGCAUCCAAGACAGCCAGCUUAUGCUAAUUGUUAGGAUAAAGCAGCUGGCGGGUGCGGAGAAGGGAAGGAAGAUGAUUUUCCAGGCAAUAUGUGAAGCCAGAAAAUCACGUAGGGUCAAGAAACUCGGCGAUACCAAGCCCCGAGUUGCUGACAGCGAAAAUGCGUCUGGAGAUGCUCAAGCGACAGCAGCUAGCAACUUUGUUUCGUCGGAUUCACAAAUGCUUACUCCUCCGUCAACACCAGCUAGCAAGAGUCAGGCCAGAGCAACAACAACAACUAAGACGGGGCUUAACGGACUGAUUCCAGACAAUCGCGUCAUUGUACACGAGCUGGCCAUUAACAAGAGGUACCAAAUUCCAGCCGAGGAAUAUGUAGAGAAGCAGGCCGUCGUUUCCCGGCCACUGUACGCUCAUAUGAGGGCUGCUAUGGACGAUGCCCCUGAGGAGGCGAACUUCCGUUUGUUCAUGCUCAGGGCCGGCCACAUCAAGGACCGGCUCCAGCGACCCUUGAAGGAGGGAAACCCCAUGUACAACCUGAUUGGCGAAAUCUUGGACGUGGAAAUUGCGCACAAGCAGUUUGAAAUGGGGAGCUUUUCAUACGAAAAGUUCUUCUCGGCCAUGGCGUCCCUUCUGCCCAAGCUCUGCGCGCCAUUCCGGGAUGACCAGCUCAAGGAUCUGGUCCAAAACAGACUGAGCAACGGCAGCGUGAUUGACAAGAUUGAAGCUCUGGAUCAUUUUGUCGAUGUUUUGCUUUGCGACUACAUAAAUUACCUGCUUAAGGCGGCGGCCCCAUCGCUGAUUGAGUCAGCUGCUACGUAUGAGUCUAAACGAUUCGCUGAGGAGCAAGGAGACAAGCGGGAUGAUCUACCGGUUGCCGAAGCAGCAUGGCGGUCGGCAAGGGCCAAGGUAAUGGCUGAGGUUCAGAAACGGGACGUCGAGGGCAUCAACCACCCCAAGUCACGACCAACUGCCUCCAAGAUUUAUGCUCAGAUGCUUGUGGAUGUCUUUACACAACCUACCCCUGUUGGCCCGGAGCAGAUUCCAGAGAUGCUGCGCCUUGACCAGGCCCGCAUCAACCAGGUGUCGAUCAUGAUUCAGCGAAUCAUUACUGCUGGUGCCGUGCUGCUGCAAUGCAAGAAUCUCAUGAAACGAGAUGUACGUUCAGCGUGGAAGACGGAAGCGGCUCGUGUCAUGGCUGUCCUCGAGGCUAAUCACGCAUCGGUGGACACGGCGGUUGACGGUGUCAUGGCUGCUCUGGAGGCGGGCCGCUCUAUGCCCCUUCCCACCAAGACUCACCUGCGUGCUUUGGUGACCAAGGUGUUGACGGCGAGUCGGGAGAUGUCUGCCCGAUCUACGGAGCCGCGCGACCCAGUCCUACGACUCCUUCUCACUCGUUUACGAGGCAAUAUCCUGGCUCGUCUUGCAUCCGGAUCGGCGAGUGAAAAGGUCAAGGCUGCCAACACUGCGGGCGAGAAGCUGGCCAGUCUUGGACUGUCCGAGUUUGUUGAGAAUGUUAGGCAAAUGUCUGACUUGCUGGACAAGGUUGGAGCGGUUGAUCGAGCAGCUCACAGCCAGUGGUGGGAUGCUGUUGCGGCCAAAGUACAGCAGGAAGAGUCAAAUGCUUGAAUUGCAUUGUCAUCUAUACCAAUGCUAUACCCCGUAUCUAGCCUCGCCUUGUUGCUAGAGGAUAGAUGAAUCAGGGCGCUUGCCUAGUCUCUGCCUUUUGUCUUCCUUUUGCAUUGUUCUUCAUUUAUCAUACUCUCUCUUUUGUUCUCUCUUUGUUCUCCCCAUUUUCCUAGUUGAGAUUCUUGGAGACUGAGGCUCUUGAGUAGAGCUUUCUACAACACGGCGUUUUACGGGAAACACUACCUUAUCAUCAUAUGCUUACUUGUUUGUGUGCACAUCUUUAACUGAGGAGCCAUUCUGGGUAGAGCAGGUGCUUAGCAGCGUCUUUUGAUGGUACUUUUUCUUUUUUCUCAUUAUCAUUUUGUUUCUUCCAUGUUAUUUUCAAGCGCAUCAUCAUUUUUUUUUUACUUGAUUUGAUAUGGGUUCCUUUGAGAGCGAUCUUCUGGUUUUGUCAUGUUUAAUAUAGGUAUAGGUAUAUGCUUGCGAGAGGACAGCGU